GACAGUAACUAAGGGGCGGGGCGCCGUCACAGCGAGAACGCGGAGGCUCCGCGGGAUCCGGAAGUGCUCCGAGACCAGAAUCCAGACUCAGUCCAGGACAACACGGUCCACCAGUCACAGCGGAGACCUGCAGGACGAUGGAGAACCAGAACCUGGACCACAGGAGCCAAACAGCAGCCUCGUGCUCUGAUAGCACCGAUGUUCAGAAACAGAGAGGAAGUGAGAAAUCCAUACAUCACCGCUGUCAGCAGUGUGGCGAGUCCUUCACAAGAUCUGGACAUUUAAAGAUUCAUCAGAGACGUCACACUGGAGAGAAACCGUACAGCUGUGACCUGUGUGAGAAAACGUUCACUACAUUAGGUGUCCUAAAACGGCACGUACGUGUUCACACUGGAGAGAAACCGUACAGCUGUGACCUGUGUGGGAAAGCGUUCACUACAUUAGAUGUACUAAAACGGCAUGUACGUUUUCACACUGGAGAGAAACCGUACAGCUGUGAGCACUGUGGGAAAGCCUUCAAUCAAAAAGGUCACCUAAUAACCCAUACACGCGUGCACAAUGGAGAAAAACCGUACUGGUGUGAACAAUGUGGGAAAAUGUUUUCCCAGGGUAGUAACCUUAAAAGCCACCAACUUGUUCACACUGGAGAGAAACCGUACAGCUGUGACCAGUGUGGGAAAGCUUUCACUAGACUAUGUUACCUAGAAGUCCACAGACAUUGUCACACUGGGAGGAAACCAUAUAGCUGUGUCCAAUGUGGGAAAACGUCUACUAGCAAUCAGUUUCUCAAAAGACAUGAAUGCAUUCACACUGCAUCAGUCUAAAACUGGUAGAGAGCAAAGUUAGCCGAUUCCUCUCCACAUUAUCACGUGACUGUGAUGGAUUAGCGUCAUGUGAUGACGCUUUGAGAGUAACUACACUCCCAAAUUCUGACUAAAUGACAAAGCAUUUAAUAUUUCUGUAACAACCAGUGUCCUAAAAACUGAAAUAUAAUUGAACUAUCAUGGACAGUAUGUCUACAGGACAGAGCUGCACACCAGUUUAGCUUGUAUGUUCUCAACUAUGCACAAGUACUUUUUACUAAUUUAGCUAAAGUUACAUAGCAGCCAAUACAGGGGAGAUCCACCUCGUCUUUCUCAGCAGUUGGGGAAACUCAAAUUGCAAUUUGUUUGUUAUUUCAGUCGUUUGACAAGACUAAAAUUUUUCAACACGCCAAAGCGCCCAGUGGGAGUGACUGUUACCCGCCAUGUCCGAAAUCCCCCGCAAUUUAAUUUUGUCCCAGGUGUCGUCCACAUAUCUGUACCAGUGGCUCGGUGCUGCUCCUCUGAAGGAGUUGAGGGUUUUUCCCUCCACAUCUUCCAAGUAGAUGUUCGCCACAAUAGGAGAUACCGGUGAGCCCACUGCACAGCCGUGCUUCUGUCUAUCGAAUCCUCCGUUGAACUGGAAAUAGGUGGUGUUUACACAGAGGUCCUGUAAUUUACUUAUCUGUUCAGGGCUGAGGCUAGUUCUGUUGUUGUCUUGGAGCAGGUGUGUCUUUAUGGUUUCUACUGCCUCCAUGGUGCGGCUGCAGGGGAACAAGGAAUCUGUAUUCACUGUUUUUAUUUUCUGUUACUGAAUGUGGUUUUGUUCAGACUGAAAACAAAGACAAAUCUAGUCAACUCAAAGAAACACAGAUUCACUAAAGGUGUAUGUCUCUGUCAUGAAGCAUGUUGUUGGUCAAAG
Micropterus salmoides (largemouth bass) is the source of this 1722-nucleotide messenger RNA. RefSeq names its product putative zinc finger protein 702. Gene Ontology annotation, molecular function: DNA-binding transcription factor activity, RNA polymerase II-specific; RNA polymerase II cis-regulatory region sequence-specific DNA binding. The record is from RefSeq and is a predicted model, not a curated record. Bases 138 to 824 code for a protein of 228 amino acids. Lineage: Eukaryota; Metazoa; Chordata; Actinopteri; Centrarchiformes; Centrarchidae. Gene Ontology annotation, biological process: regulation of transcription by RNA polymerase II. The transcript has 2 exons.